Rhodotorula graminis WP1 is the source of this 799-nucleotide messenger RNA. RefSeq lists its product as uncharacterized. NCBI's taxonomy places the organism in Eukaryota, Fungi, Basidiomycota, Microbotryomycetes, Sporidiobolales, Sporidiobolaceae. The transcript has 4 exons. The record is from RefSeq and is a predicted model, not a curated record. The annotation marks the transcript as partial.
CCUCCACGUCGCCCACUCUCGACCAUGCCGCGCACGUCGCAACAGGGCCGCCAGGCUGCUCGCUCGAUGAGCAGUGGCCGCACGAGUACAUCUGCGCAAGACGACGUCGACUGGGUCUACUGCCACUGCGAGGAAGGACGCAAGCGCAAGCCUCGCAGGGCCAUUCUCUUGAAGACGGCGACCAACAAGAACUGCAACCAGGGCAGGAUGUUCUUCAAGUGCCGCAGGAAGACCGGCUGCAACUUCUUCCUGUGGCAAGACGAGCUCGAGCGCCUCAACCUCGACCUCGACCGCCUCGUCGACGACGCCCUCGGCGCGAUCAGCGACGACGACGACCCGCACGACCACGUCGAGCACCCGCAGCCCGGCUCGAGCAACCUCGGCGCCUCGUCAUUCGUCGACGUCGGUUCGGUCGAGCGGGCGCCGGUCGUCGACGGCAAGAAGCGCGCUCGUUCGGAGGACGACGACGACGUCAAGCCGCCGUCGAGCGUCAAGAAGGUCCGCUUCGACUUGCGCCAGCCCGAGGUCGAGGUCAAGGUCAAGGACGUCAAGCCCGAGGUCGUCGGCGAUGGCUCGGGAGGGCUCAAGCGCGAGGAAGACGAGACGGUCGAGGACUCGGAUUUGGAGGAAGAGCUAGCUCUCGGCCUCGACGAGCUCAACGUCAAGGUCAAGGUCGAGUCCGUCGAGUGAGGACGGUCCAGGGAGGGAACUCGAGGAGGAGGACGUCCGCUUGGUCUCGCGUCGCUUCGGCUGUACAGUCCCACUUCCUUCGUCUAGCGUCCCCUGUCAAUACUACCGC